AUGCAAGCGAGAAGAUGGCAUUGACUGACAUUCCUCUGGCAGACAUCGCAGCACGUGUGGAAUUUCUGCACGAUCAUUCUGGAUGAGAGUCUCUGAACUUGGUGGCCGACGUCGUUAUACCAGAUCAUCGCAUUCUGCAAUCAGGCGAUGCGACAUGACGCCAACUCGCUCAUCGUUGACUGAACGGUGAUGUUCUUGCCGUCGUCAAGGGAUCAAAAUCAGUGCCCUUGCCGAACAACUCGCCAUGCCCUCUCUGAACCAUCGCUCGAGGGGAUCCUUGGGUACGACGAACACGGGGGCCGCUUUGCGCAGAGGCGAUCUGAAAAUCUCCGACCCCAUCCCUUUCACUGAUUCACGAGACAUGUUUCCUCAGCCAACUCCAGCCAUGUCAUCUGCAUACGACCUCGCUCCCCUACCGAACGAGACUACCUGGCCACGCAGAACCUCUCCUCCACAGGAGUACCAUGUUCGCCAUACCAGCGAUGCACCGGUCAACGCCGCGGUUCGCAACUCCGCGGGCCCGUCUCUCAUUCCCAGCUCCAUGUCCUCCAUACCUUCCAAGGGCUCUUUGACGCAGAAGAAGCCUGGAGGACUUCGAGCGACACUGAAACGGAUGUUCACCAGUAAACGACAUAGGUCUGCACCUGUGGAGACCAAUCACUAUGCACACAGCGAUCCAUACCAUCUCCGGCCCGUGACCGAGCAACAGAAUCAACCGCGGGAAGAUCCACCACCUCCGAUGGUGCCCGUCAGAGCAGACACUGCACUUGGAUCGCAUUCGUCUAAUCACCGCCCGUCAGAGAGCGUCCAAAGCAUACCCCAUCCAACACGGCACGCGCGCCGCAAUACACUGCCAACCCUGGUCUUCGAUGAUCGGGAAAUGAGAUUCGCACCAGCUAUGGGCAAGUCGCCGAAUGGAGAUGCAUACCAUGAAGGGAAGUGGGUCAAAGAGGACUACGUCUCUGAUGGCCAAUUGAAACGUCGUUCUAGGAGUGCGGAUGCGCUUCACAAACUGCUGCGGUCAGAAGGUGUCGAGUCCAUCUCUUCUCGCGAUCGCGAAAGUGAGAUUGCAUAUUGGCGUAACAGUGCCACGCAGAAUCCGGUUCCUGUUUAUAGUGGACAAUCAAUAUCCGUCGACCCGGCACACGUUCUCGGCCGGGUCAGCUCGGUAGAAGAGUCUGAGCGAGAUUCUGCGAGGCCGGACCCAAUGCAUGCGUUCGACUUCGGCCUCGAGGUGGACCGGGAUAAAACAGGCCUGGAGCAGAGAGUCAACACCUUGGAGAUCAAGCUGUUCGAUUUCGAGUACGCCAUUGCACGACUACAAGGCAACAACAUCCCAAAACCUAACCUACCUUAUACCCGCGGCUCGGUACACGAUGUCUUCCCGGACAACAACACGAACCCAACGUUGACUUCACCUCCGUCUCUGGAGACCAGCUAUCUCGCCUCUCCAGCCACCGUCAACGACGUCAGCUUCUUGUCCUCUCCAGGAGAAUCUCCGCGGUUCGCUUCUCCCGACGAGGAUUUCUUUCGUCCUCAACGAGCCAGCAAGGCGACAACUGCCACCAUCAGACCUUCUACGACGAGACGCCAGUCACCAGGACGCUCUCGGGAUUGUUCGCCGACAUCUAUUCAUAUUCCUGUCGAGAAGUUUGAGGCUCUACUGGAUUUGAUGAAAGAAGAGAAAGACGCUCGCAUCAGGCUAGAAGCACAAGUCAUGGAACUACAAAAAGAAGUGGCCAGCUUGCAAACUCCAGUCUAUGCCACGAUCAGAGAAGCUUAUCCAACUCCCAGUCCCGAAUCAACACACACGAGCCCUGCCACGCCUCGAGCGCUGCAUCGGACACAGGGUUUCCAACUAAAAUAUCCACCUCCCGAUGUAUCGCGAUUCAGCGAAACAGACCCAGAUUCGGACGCUGAGGAAGGAUUCCAAGAUGUAUACGAGACCCCACGUGAAGAGAGAAACACUUUUGAGACUGCUCGAGACUCACCACGGCUGGCCGUGUGAGGCUAUUGCUCGCAUGCGUAACGUUUUUGGAUACGAACAAACUUGGCAAACUGU
This is a messenger RNA of Exophiala viscosa, 2062 nucleotides long. RefSeq lists its product as uncharacterized. The transcript has a single exon. The record is from RefSeq and is a predicted model, not a curated record. Lineage: Eukaryota; Fungi; Ascomycota; Eurotiomycetes; Chaetothyriales; Herpotrichiellaceae. Bases 245 to 2008 code for a protein of 587 amino acids.